Xenopus laevis (African clawed frog) is the source of this 1415-nucleotide messenger RNA. It is a transcript of the gene rcan2.S, whose product is annotated as regulator of calcineurin 2 S homeolog. The coding region runs from base 190 to 930 and encodes 246 amino acids. Gene Ontology annotation, cellular component: cytoplasm; nucleus. Gene Ontology annotation, biological process: calcium-mediated signaling. The record is from RefSeq and is a predicted model, not a curated record. Gene Ontology annotation, molecular function: calcium-dependent protein serine/threonine phosphatase regulator activity; nucleic acid binding. NCBI's taxonomy places the organism in Eukaryota, Metazoa, Chordata, Amphibia, Anura, Pipidae. The transcript has 7 exons.
CAGGAGACUGAUCGCUGUGUGAGACCGGGAGCAGCUGCAGCAGAAGCAAUCGGGGAGGAACACCAGCGCACAAAAUUGCCAGUUGGGGAGAGCGGACCUGGAUCGGACUGAAAAUCCAUACUGCACAGAUGAAAUUGGGGACGGGGAUCGUUUACAUUGCGGCCCUGAGCAGACAGCUAUAAGAAUCUAAUGAACGGGAUGAGGGGAGAGCCAUACUACGUGGGGAUGAGGGACAGCGGCUAUUUCGCCUGUGCGGUGGGAGGAGGGGAACUGCUUCUCUUGUAUCCCAUGCACAGAAACAGAGACCUGUCCAGAUACCUCUCAGAAGAAGACUUCCAGGGCAUCACUGAUUUCAAUGACCUCCCCAACUCACUUUUUGCUUGCAACGUCCACCAGUCUGUGUUUGAAGAGGAAGAUAGUAAGGAGAAAUUCGAGGGUCUGUUUCGCGCCUAUGAUGAGUGUGUGACGGUGCAGCUUUUCAAGAGCUUCCGGAGAGUGCGGAUAAAUUUCAGCAACCCCAAGGCAGCGGCGAGAGCGAGGAUAGAGCUCCACGAAACGCAGUUCAGAGGGAAGAAGUUAAAACUGUACUUUGCACAGGUUCAGACCCCAGAGACAGACGGAGACAAACUUCACCUGGCACCCCCCCAGCCCGCCAAACACUUCCUCAUCUCACCCCCCGUGUCCCGCCCCGUGGGCUGGCAGCCAAUUGACGACGCCAAACCCGUUAUUAACUACGACCUCCUUUCUGCAGUCGCCAAGCUCGGCCCAGGGGAGAAAUACGAGCUUCACGCGGGAACAGAGUCGACCCCCAGUGUGGUGGUGCACGUGUGUGAUAGUGACGCGGAGGAAGAGGAGGACACAAAGAACUCACCAAAGCCUAAAAUUAUCCACACCAGACGCCCCGGCUUUCCUCCAACCAAGUCCGACUGAUCUGCCCCUGGGGACGACCCCCUGACUCAAUCUUUUAGCUUUUAUAUCCUUAACUCUUCCAUUAGAGCGUAGGCUUUUUCUCGUUUUUUUUAUAGGAAGGAUAUUGGCGCAUUGUGACAUCACACGUUGCUGCUCAACACCGGGAGACCUACGUGACUUUAACUCCCUGGUGCUGAUUGGCCAGAGGACUGGGACUUGUGAGUGGGACGCGGCUCAUAUCAAAAUGGCGGGGGAAAAAAAAUCUUUUUUCUUUUUUUUUUAAAUGUAAUAUUUGCACCAAAAAAAACCUGUUGAUGCAAGAUCUCAUCAUAUCGCUCGUCUGCGUUUUUGUUGCUCGUGCGUUUUUUAUGUUCUUAAGCCCCUCCCACUGGCGGAGUGAUGGACAGAAAGGAGCAUGUCGGAUAUCUGUGUCUCGGAUCCGUGCAACGGAUAUUUGUAAAUUGUUUGUGUAACAAAACAAUAAAAAGCAAAUUUAGAAAUUAAAA